Messenger RNA from Oreochromis niloticus (Nile tilapia), 838 nucleotides. It is a transcript of the gene sh2d1ab, whose product is annotated as SH2 domain containing 1A duplicate b. The transcript is spliced from 3 exons. The record is from RefSeq and is a predicted model, not a curated record. Gene Ontology annotation, biological process: negative regulation of insulin-like growth factor receptor signaling pathway; regulation of immune response. Bases 343 to 807 code for a protein of 154 amino acids. Lineage: Eukaryota; Metazoa; Chordata; Actinopteri; Cichliformes; Cichlidae. Gene Ontology annotation, molecular function: inositol-polyphosphate 5-phosphatase activity. Gene Ontology annotation, cellular component: cytosol.
UCACAUGUGUGCGUGGUAUAAAGAAAGAGGAAGACUGUAAGAGCCAACCCAGAAAGGUUAGAGGUUAGCGAGAGAGCUGCUAUCAGUGUAGGUAAACAAGUGUAGAGAAAUCAGAGAGCUCGUACGCCAAAGCUCAGGCUCCCUGAGCAGAUAUUUGAACCUGCGAGAAGCGAGGAUCGUAGGAGAGGCUAGACAGCUUGCCUUACCUGUGCUCCCAGUCCAGAGCAUAUGUAGCAAAGGCAAGAAAAAGUUUUCCUGUAGUAAAGAGGAAAAAAAAAGUUAAAGUGUGGAAAGAGACACUUUGGGAGCAGAAGAAAAAGAGCAUCUGGGGGAAGAACUGUGAUGGAAAACCUGCCCGUCUAUCACGGACCCAUCGGCAAGGACGAGGGAGAAAGGCGGCUGGGCCAGGACGGCCGAGACGGGUGCUACCUAGUCCGCAACAGUGACACCGUGGAGGGUGUCUACUGCCUGUGUGUGCUAUGCCAAGGAUACGUCUACACAUAUAGAAUCCACAGAGAUGACGCAGGCUCAUGGGCGGCAGAGACCACUCCUGGUGUGCAGAAACGAUAUUUCCGGCAAAUCAAGAAUUUGAUAGCAGCUUUCCAGAAGCCUGGACAAGGAAUUGCCAUGCCUCUGCUCUACCCUGUCACCGCUCAGAGACGGGCGCAGACACACACAGAGGAGCCCGGUAAUAGCCUGUCGACGACGGAGAGCAGCCCAAACCCUUACUUCCAGCAGCGGAUGCCACAUGCUGCACAGGGACAGAAAAACAGGAACAAGAAGGAGGUGCGACAAGCUUUUGGUUAGGGGCGAACCCUAAGCUGCACCACUGACCUCA